Messenger RNA from Tauraco erythrolophus (red-crested turaco), 1089 nucleotides. RefSeq names its product RNA exonuclease 4 (gene REXO4). The record is from RefSeq and is a predicted model, not a curated record. Gene Ontology annotation, cellular component: nucleus. Gene Ontology annotation, biological process: rRNA processing; DNA catabolic process. Gene Ontology annotation, molecular function: nucleic acid binding; 3'-5' exonuclease activity. Lineage: Eukaryota; Metazoa; Chordata; Aves; Musophagiformes; Musophagidae.
AUGAAUGAAGAGCUGCAGGCAGGGAUCCGGGACAUCCCGCUGCAGUUACUGAAACAAAAGGCAAAUAGCUCCAACGAGGCCCUCUCUGCGUGUCAAACAAACAACAAAAAGAAGCCUUCACUGAAAGCGGGAAACAGCCAAGAAGUCCCCACGGUUAACGGGAAUGUGGUAAAGGCCAAAUCCAUAAAUAAAGUGGACAAUGGUUCUGCUAAAGACAGUCCUCCUUUGGCUAAGCUAAAAUCCAAGAGGGUCGCGACAGAUAAGAAUUUAAAUGGCACCAAAAGCGAUGGAAAAGGCUGUAAAGAAAAAAAGAAAAAUGGCAAUAUUUUAAAGGAGAAAGGUGAUAUAAAACAUAAGAGGAGGAAAGCUGAAGAACACGUGGAGCAGCAACCCAAAGAGGCCGAAAUCUGGUUUGAUGACGUCGAUCCAAAAGAUAUUGAAGCAGCAAUAGGACCUGAAGCAGCAAAAAUUGCUAGAAGAAAUCUGGGACUUGAAACAGGCCAACACAAACAGUCUGUGGAACAGGUGCUGGUUAAAGAAAAGGCUUUUGAAGGGCUGACCCGAGCUGUAGCCAUGGACUGUGAGAUGGUGGGAGUGGGACCCAAAGGUGAAGACAGUAUCGUGGCUCGUGUGUCCAUUGUGAACCAAUUUGGAAAGUGCAUUUAUGACAAGUAUGUCAAGCCUACAGAGGAGGUGACCGAUUACAGAACAGCUGUUAGUGGCAUACGCCCUGAGAAUGUAAAAACAGGUGAAGAUUUUAAAACAGUUCAGAAGGAGGUUGCUGACAUCUUGAAUGGAAGGAUUUUAGUUGGACACGCUUUACGCAAUGAUCUAAAGGUCCUAUUUCUUGAUCAUCCUCAGAAGAAGAUACGUGACACGCAAAGAUACAAGCCUUUCAGACAGAGAGUCAAGAACCCACGGCCAUCAUUGAAACUGCUCUGUGAGAGACUGCUAAAUGUUCAAGUGCAGACAUCAGAGCACUGUUCGAUUCAGGAUGCACAAGCAGCUAUGAGACUCUACACCUUAGAGAAAAAGAAAUGGGAAGCUGCUGUUAAGAACAAAUCUAACAAGAAAAAUUGUAAAACUUGA